AGCCCGUUCGUUUCACUCUUUGUUGGCCCACGUGUGCGAUCAUCGUCGAGCUUUCACAAUGGCUGUUCUCAGGUGGCUUUCGCUUGCUGUUGCAGCUUCCUCUGCGCUGGCUCUGACUCCAGAGCAGAUGCUUAGUGCCCCCCGCAGAUCUGAGGCCAUCCCCAACCCCUCUGGUACCGUGGCGAUCUUCUCUAGCUCGCAGUACUCAUUCAAGUCCCACGAAUCCAGCGCCUCAUGGAGCCUGUUGGACCUCAAAUCAGGAAAAAUCACCCCCCUCACCGACGACAGCAAUGUCUCCGAGGUAGUCUGGCUGAGCGACAAGUCUCUCCUGUACAUCAAUGGCUCCAAUGCCGACAUCCCCGGUGGCUCGGAGCUCUGGGUUUCGGAUGUCUCCAAGUUUGGCUCUGGAUACAAGGCCGCCUCCUUGCCUGCUGCGUUCUCCGGGUUGAAGAUUGCAGCCACCAAGAAGGGAGAGAUUAACUUCAUCGCCAACGCCAAGUCGUACCCCAAUGGCACGGCGUACAACGAGGAGCUUGCUGCCAAGGCUCUCAGCACCGCGCGUAUCUACGACAGCAUCUACGUCCGCCACUGGGACUACUACCUCACGACUGCCUUCAACGCCGUGUUCUCCGGAACGCUCAAGAAGGGCAAGCACUCGCACUACGUCUCGGAUGGAAAACUGAAGAACCUCGUCUCGCCAGUGAAGAACGCCGAGUGCCCGUACCCUCCCAACGGAGGCGCCUCAGACUAUGACCUCUCGGCCGACGGUAAAUGGGUCGCGUUCAAGAGCAAGGCUCCGGAUGUCCCUCAGGCCAAUUACACCACGGCAUACAUCUACCUCGUCCCUCACGAUGGCUCGAAAACCGCCGUUCCCGUCAACGGACCUGACUCUGCCCCUAAGGGCAUCGCGGGUGACUCCAACAACCCUGCCUUCUCCCCGGACGGCAAGAGCCUGGCUUACUUCCAGAUGGAAGAAGACACGUACGAGGCUGACCGUCGCGUGACUUACGUCUACGACCUUUCCUCGAAGGAAAUCACCGCGCUCGCAACAGGGUGGGACAGGUCGCCCGACUCGCUGAAGUGGGUAGACGACGAGACCAUUGUCGUCGGCGCCGAAGACAAGGGCAGCGCUAAUCUCUUCCUGAUCCCCGUCGACGAAGCCACAGACGACGGCUUCAAACCCAAGUGUCUCACCAACGGCAAAUAUGCCACAGCUUACUACCUUUUGUCGAAGAAGUCCCUCCUCGUCACUGGAUCUACCAUCUACACCAAUUGGUACGUCGAUCUCGUCAGCCUCAAGUCCAAGAAGGACGGGGUCAAGACCGUCGCAUCCGCGCACAAAAUCGACCCUGAGCUCAAGGGCCUCGGUCCCGAUGACAUCGACGAGAUCUGGUUCAAGGGUGAAUCGGCUGACAUUCACGCCUGGGUGAUCUACCCCGAGGGCUUCGACAAGAGCAAGAAAUAUCCCCUCGCCUACCUCAUCCACGGCGGUCCCCAAAGCUCAUGGGGCAACUCCUGGAGCAGCCGCUGGAACCCCAAGGUCUUCGCCGACCAGGGCUACGUCGUUGUUGCUCCCAACCCAACUGGAUCUACCGGAUUCGGCGAUGAACUGACCGACGCUAUCCAGAACAACUGGGGCGGCUCCCCCUACAAAGACCUCGUCAAGGGCUGGGAAUACGUCCGCGACAACCUCGACUACGUCGAUACCGCGCGCGGCGUCGCCGCAGGCGCCAGCUUCGGUGGCUUCAUGGUAAACUGGAUCCAAGGCAGCGACCUGGGCCGUGAAUUCCAAGCGCUGGUCACGCACGACGGCACCUUCGUGGCAGACGCCAAGAUCUCCACCGAGGAACUGUGGUUCAUGCAGCGCGAGUUCAACGGGACGUUCUGGGACGCGCGCGAUAAUUACAGACGCUGGGAUCCGUCGGCGGCGGAGCGCAUUCUGAAAUUCGCCACCCCGCAUCUGAUUAUCCACAGUGAUUUGGAUUAUCGCUUGCCUGUGGCCGAGGGACUGUCUCUGUUCAAUGUCCUUCAGGAGAGGGGCGUGCCGAGUCGGUUCUUGAACUUCCCGGAUGAGAAUCAUUGGGUCAUCAACCCCGAGAACAGUCUCGUGUGGCACCAGCAGGUCCUCGGCUGGCUGAACAAGUAUUCUGGCGUUGGCAAGGAGAACAAGGAUGCCGUGAGCCUUGAGGAUACGGUUGUGCCGGUUGUUAACAUCAACCCGCCUGCGUGAUUGAUACUGUACAUAGUAGUAAUGCGAUCUUAUGAGAUUGCUGGAUAUGAA
Molecule: messenger RNA, 2281 nt
Organism: Aspergillus candidus
Lineage: Eukaryota; Fungi; Ascomycota; Eurotiomycetes; Eurotiales; Aspergillaceae
Gene: dppV
Product: dipeptidyl peptidase DppV
Exons: 7
Coding region: 59-2230 (723 amino acids)
Biological process (GO): proteolysis
Molecular function (GO): serine-type endopeptidase activity
Source: RefSeq, a predicted model, not a curated record